Molecule: messenger RNA, 531 nt
Organism: Pristis pectinata (smalltooth sawfish)
Lineage: Eukaryota; Metazoa; Chordata; Chondrichthyes; Rhinopristiformes; Pristidae
Product: ferritin heavy chain A-like
Biological process (GO): intracellular iron ion homeostasis; iron ion transport
Cellular component (GO): cytoplasm
Molecular function (GO): ferric iron binding; ferrous iron binding
Source: RefSeq, a predicted model, not a curated record
AUGGCUUUCCAAGUAUGUCAGAACUACCAUAAGGAUGAGGAUGGGGUUAACAGGCAGAUCAACAUGGAGCUCUAUUCUUCAUAUGUUUAUCUCUCUAUGUCCUCGUACUUUGACUGGGAUGAAGUUGUCCUGCAUCACUCUGCCAAGUUCUUCAGGAAACAGUUCCAUGAGGAAUGGAAGCAUGCUAAGAAACUGGUGGAAUUCCAGAAUUGGCAUGGAGGUCAGAUCUUGCCGGCAGACAUCAGGAAGCCAGAGCAGGAUGAGUGGAACAAUGGUCUGGAGGCAAUGCAGAGAACUCUGCAGCUGGAGAAAGAUGUGAACCAGAGUCUGCUGGAUCUGCACAAACUCUCCACUCAGCAUACUGACCUCAAUAUUAAUUUGCUGUGUGACUUCCUGGAGAGCAACUACCUGGAUGAGCAAGUGAAGAUGAUCAAGAAGCUUGGAGAUCACAUCAUCAUCCUGAGGAGAUUGGGGGCCCCUGAGAAUGGCCUGGAAGAGCACCUGUUUGACAAGCUCUCCCUGGAGGAGUGA